Messenger RNA from Megalops cyprinoides (Indo-Pacific tarpon), 1847 nucleotides. Its product is annotated as cell adhesion molecule 3-like. The coding region runs from base 244 to 1230 and encodes 328 amino acids. The transcript is spliced from 5 exons. NCBI's taxonomy places the organism in Eukaryota, Metazoa, Chordata, Actinopteri, Elopiformes, Megalopidae. The record is from RefSeq and is a predicted model, not a curated record. Gene Ontology annotation, molecular function: integrin binding. Gene Ontology annotation, biological process: cell adhesion.
UUCUUCUGGACCUUUCUUCUGAGUCAACUUUCAGGAAAUAUCUCAAAAACUUCCUCAGAACAGAGCACAGAGACUCAGCCCACAGGUCUGAACCCGGACAGCAGAGCACAACCUGGAGAGGUGAGCAGCUGAACAGAAGCCCAGCGUAUCCCAGAACUGAGCCUUGGACUGGACCAGUGGAGCGGCUGCAACAUUUCCACUCUCCUCCCAGAAUCCUCCACAGCCAGGGGCCAGAAAGACGAGAUGAGAUCUGAGAAACUGCUCUGCCUCCUGCAACUGCUGCACGCUGUCUAUGGAGAAUGCCCAGUCCAGCUUCACCCUUCUUCACUGGUGGUGAGAUAUGGAGAUUCAGCAUCAGCAAACUGCACCGUGUCUGAAGGUCACCUGGGGAUUGGCUGGGAGGCUUCAGAAGGAUCUGUAAACAUGGUACAAGAUGUCCAGUUUGUCACCUGGAAAGUGGAAAACCUGAGAGACUGGCAUAUUGAACCAAACUGUUUUGUGAACUUCAUGAAGGGUGCAGAAUAUCAACAGUGUGUGGAAGCGCUCCAGGUCACUCUCUACAAGACUCCAGACAGUGUGUCCAUCAGCUCUGUGGACCACACCGGCCCGAUGGUGGAGGGGAGGCAGUACCAGCUCCGGUGUGAGGUCCAGAACAUCGCUCCUGUUCAGAACGUCACUGUGAAGUGGUACCAAGGGGAGAAAGGGAGUACAAAGGGUGAAAGGUCCUUUGAUAGCAUCACUAAGACACCUGCGAAUGUGGCCUCUACCCUCACAAUCACGCCCAGCAGAACUGACAAUGGAGUGCAGUACAGCUGUGUGGCAAAGCUGGAACUGGGACCUGAAGGACCACAAACCCCCACUGAAGUGACAUCUGAGCCCCUCAAAAUCACUGUGCACUAUGCCCCUGAGUUUACUUGCGAUUACAGCUAUGAGGUGACAGAGAAGCAGAAUUACACCCUCAACUGCACAGUUGUGGGGCACCCUGUACCUGAGGUUACCUGGAUGAAGCAGGGGAAGAAGGUGGAGCUCCCACCACACCUGAGCAAGAAGGAUGCAGGGCUGUACACCCUCAUAGCUACCAACACCUAUGGAACAGUCAACCACACGCUGGAGAUUAAAGUUGUCUCGUCUCGUGAGGUUAAUGUCAUCACCAUAUCGGUAGUGGUGUUCCUGCUGGUGGUUGUAUCAUUCCUUUGUAUUAUAGGCCUAUAUAUGUGGCGUAAAAAUUGAUCCCAAUCAAAUCCCACUGACGCCCCUCAUCAGCAACAGGACACACCCUGGCACCUAGAGCAAUGCGGAGGUUCUCCUGAAGCCCGAUCACUGCAGCCAUGACCGGAGUGGGUGGAGCCAGCUGCUGGAAUGAGGACUGAAUGUGGCCAGUAAUGGGAGCUUUGUUCAGGAAUGUUACUGAGCUGUGAGGACUUACCCGCAGAUAGACUUAAAAUGCUAAUGUUGUAAUAUCAAGAGCUUCAUUCAACAGCACACAGCUUCAUCCAACAGCACACAGCCUGCUUCUGCUCCCCUGUGAAUGGUAGCUGAAAGAGGCAGUAAAAAUGCCCUUUAGUAAGAAGAACCAUGCAUAGUUUAUCGUUUUUGAGAUUUUUAGUUUUUCCAUGCCUGUGGUACACACCCUUUAGAGCUUUCUUGCACCUGAUUUUAAACAAUGUUCAGUAUGUAACCUGGGAUGCGCUUUAUUAAAAAUAAAUUAUGAACGAGCACACAACUGAGUUUAAAAGGGGAGGCUGGUGCACUCCUUUGGAACCACUGAGUUUGAUGUCAGCUUCUGCAGUUCAGCUGCUUCUGUAACAAAAUAUCUUCCCAAGACAUCACCCCCUAAAUAUUUUCCC